UGCUUUUUGUAACGCUGACGCGGGCCUUCGGCGGGAAGAAGCGGCGCUAGAUGGAGUCGCGCCUGGGGCUGAGAGAACGCUUGGAGCACUCGAGGCUGAAGGGAAGCAACGAUGCAGGAGGAACAUGUGGCUUCGUGCAUGCAACCAAUCCCAACACACUUCGUUCGAGCCUUGGGCGAGGGACAGGAGAAAACACGGAAACGGCUGAUCCCGCCGCAGCCGACGACGACAGCGAUGACGAUGCAGACUCGAUUGGUGGAGACUUUAGCGCGAACGAAGACGAUGAAGAGAUAGAGGGCGCCACUAACGAAGAUGAGGAGGAGGAAGACGACGACGACGACGAUGCCAUGUCUCCAGAAAGUCACGCGAUUGUGAGACCGGCACGCAUGAAAGUGAUGCAUAGCCGGUACCCCAACCGGCCCCCCGUAGUCUGCUUUGACUAUCCUCUGGACCUCCAUGUAACUCGGACGUACGAUGCCGGAAUCGUUGUGGAAGAGAUCGACGCGUCGACAAGUUCAACUGUGUUCUUCAAGUCCUACUGGGAGCGCAACUGCAUCAAGAACGCGUUCUUCCGAGCAGGGCUCGUCCGCAUCACGAAAGGGAAGAAGUGGACAGCUGCAUGGACCAAGCACAUGUCUCGGAGUAAGUUCAAGACGCUCCAGCCGCAUCAACGCAUCAACCACUUUCCCGACCCGUGGGUGAUCGGUCGCAAAGACCGACUCAUGAAAACAUUGGUCGCCAUGAAGCGCAAGUUCGGUGCCGACUAUGGUUUCGUUCCAGAGGGGUACGUCUUGCCAUCCCAGCGGGACGUGUUUCUGCGAUGCCUCGACCGCGACGCCAUGUCGCUGUCGCAAUCGCUUUGGAUCGUCAAGCCACCCGCGUCUGCAUGCGGGCGAGGCAUCAAGGUCAUUCAAGCAUCCCAAGUGGACACCCUCAAGAAGACCAAAAAGCUCGUCGUCCAGCGGUACCUGGCAUCGCCGUACCUGAUCCAUGGAUUCAAGUUCGACCUGCGAAUUUACGUCGUCGUCACGAGCUUUGACCCGCUCCGCAUUUACUUGUUCCAAGAAGGUCUUGCUCGAUUUUGCACGGUCAAGUACUCGACAUCGCAUCUGAAGAACCGCCUUGCGCAUUUGACGAAUUUCAGCGUCAACAAGGCGAAUGCAGCGUUCAAAGCAUCGACGUCCACCACCGACACGGACGGAAGCAAGUGGAGCUGGACGGCGCUCAUGGCGUAUCUGGCGGACCAAGGCCACGACGUCGACGGUCUCCGCGCCAAGAUGAAGGCCAUCAUUUGCAAAACCAUCAUCGCGGCCGAGGCGCACAUCACGCCACUCACGCAAGCAUUUGUCAGGCAUCGCAACGUGUGCUACGAGCUGUUUGGAUUUGACAUGAUGAUUGACUCGGCGCUGGAACCAUGGCUGAUCGAAGUAAACGUGUCGCCGUCACUCAUGGGCUCGUCGCCGCUCGACAAGCGCAUCAAGGGCUUGCUCAUGUCGGACAUUUUUCACCUCGUCGGCCAUCCCGUCUCGAUGGCGGCCGCGCCACACGUCCCGCCCCUCUCUCGGAACAUACCAAAACCCCUUGCCAACUUGAAUCUCUCCGCCACAAGUGGCAGCACCCCCACAAAGAAACCUGCUGGAGCGUCAAAGGCAGCGACAGUCGCCCCUCUCGUCGCUCGAAAACAGCUCGUCGAAGUCCUCCACGAUCCCAACAUCCGUGCACUCACGCCAGCCCACCUCGCACUCUUCCGCGACGACGACUGGAAUAUUGUCUUGUCCAUGGAGGACGAAGCGGACCGCGUCGGCCACUUCGAGCGCAUCUACCCUGCCGCCGACGCCGCCUCGUACGCGCGGUACUUUUCCGUGUCGCGGUACGCCAACCGUCUCUGCGAAAAGUGGCGCGCCAUGCAACCUCCUUUCAAACCCCCCUUCGCGUCGUCCUCGCCGACAAAGAGCACUCUGCCGCCAUCCCAUACUCCGUCGCUCACACGGCCAGCGCCAAGGCGUCCCUUCCCGUCAUCUCCACCCAACUCGUUAAAAGUCACGGCGUAGCCGCAGUCGCUGCGACCUUAUAAACCAACAGCAUGUGUCCGUGAAAAGGC
Molecule: messenger RNA, 2101 nt
Organism: Aphanomyces invadans
Lineage: Eukaryota; Oomycota; Saprolegniomycetes; Saprolegniales; Verrucalvaceae
Exons: 3
Coding region: 51-2051 (666 amino acids)
Biological process (GO): protein polyglutamylation; microtubule cytoskeleton organization
Cellular component (GO): cilium
Molecular function (GO): tubulin binding; tubulin-glutamic acid ligase activity
Source: RefSeq, a predicted model, not a curated record